Molecule: messenger RNA, 3164 nt
Organism: Eucalyptus grandis
Lineage: Eukaryota; Viridiplantae; Streptophyta; Magnoliopsida; Myrtales; Myrtaceae
Exons: 4
Coding region: 39-1304 (421 amino acids)
Source: RefSeq, a predicted model, not a curated record
CUGAGCUUGAGGGAGCUUCCCAUCGGUGCAGAGAAAAUAUGGAGGAGACCCAACAAAGAAAGAGAAAGAGGAGAAGGAGAAGGGACUCUGAAUUAUCUCGCUCCGCUCCGCUCGGAUCGGCCGAUGCAGACACCGCUCUGUGUCUGCUUCUAGCUUCCGUCUCCAAGAUCAACGCGGGAGGCCGAGGCGGCUCCGACCCACUUCCUUCCUCGUCGUUGGUCAAGCGAUGCUUGCGGAAAGUUCUCUCUUUUCUCUCGAAAUCGGACGACCCAGUUUCGAGCUUUCGGAAGAUACCCCUCGCUGCCCUCUUCUCCGUGCUUCCCAUGCUGCUCAAAUCCAACAGUCUGGAUAUCGCCUGUCUUUCUGCUAAGCUUGUAGGAAUGGCUUCGCUCUGUUCGUUCGAUAUGAACCAACGAAUCGCCUCGGAUGCAGAAAUUUUGGAAAGCCUGGUAUCGGGUUUGAGGAGUUCGAAUAGAAGAGUCAAAUUGAGUGCGUGCCGUGCUGUUUCGGAUUUGUCGACUAGUUUGGUCGGGCGGCAGAGCCUUCUUGAGCAUUCUGCUUUGGAGACUCUCAUGGUUUGCUAUCGUCAGGUGGCCAAAUGUUUUGUGGAUUCUGUUGCAUUAUUCCCAGUGGACAAUGGAUUUGCUAGGAGUCAUAUUACAGCUGCAAAGGAACAUGAACUUCCUGUUUCACUUCUUGAUGCUGUUAUUGUUCUCGUUAACUCCUGCAAUAUCAAACAAUUGGAAAGAGUUCCAUCUGAGCUCUCUGAAAGUUUCUUCUUCCUUUUGAAAGAGCUGUGGACUAAACUGCAUCCUCGAAUGUACAACUCGACAGUGUGCAGCCAGCAAAAAGACUUGUUGAGCAAUAUGAGGGUGAACGAUCUGGCAGAGAGCAUUUUCAGACUUUCUAUUAGAGUCCAAUGUACCACUUUUCUUCCAAUCGAUCAAAUCAGGAGAAGCAUUUUUGGGUUACCACAGUCUAGUUUCGAAGAUUUUAUAGAGGGCUAUUGGGAAGUAUCACCUUUUCUCAUAAGCAGGACCUCAAGGGCUGUGGAUGAGGAGAAUAUACUCAACUCUUUUUUGAAUUGCAUUAAUCCUAAAGAUGUUGUUCACCUUCUUCUCUCUUCUGUCCUCCAUUGUGCGGUCUCCUGCCCACCUAUUGCUUCUGAUGAGUUGGACAUCUUCAAUUUCCUAAAAAAGGAGAGAGAUAGCUUGGGUAUGCCCAUAAUCUACCAGCAGGAUAUAAGGGUACUAAAAGCAGAGAGGCUUUCCAACACUGAGAAACAUCUUUCCUUGAGAGCUUGAGUUCUUGCACCCAGUCUCCUCAUGUGCUUAGCUUUGAUAUAUAUUCAGAUGUGAUGAAGCUUACAAAGAUGGUUAUACAGUGGCUAUGCGUGGUAUGGAGUUCCACUUUAAGUCCAUCGCUGCUAUCACUGGAGAUAUAUUGUACAUUCCCAGAGGUUAUGUUCACGAGGCUCAUACUACUAAUGAUGUACAAAAAGAUUCUGCUGGUCUUUCCUUACACCUAACACUUGCCAUUGAGGUUGAAGCUCCAUUUGAGUGGGAGGGAUUUAUUCACAUUGCUUUGCAUCAUUGGUCUCAGAACUUGAAGCAACAUGUAUAUUCUGAUUUGAUGACUGGGACUCCAUACACAGCUUGCAUUAGGCUUUUGCACUUUAUGAUCAUGUUACUUGGCGAUGUUGAUCCAAUGUUUCGCAAAGCUUGCUUGGUCAAUUCAAUAUGUUUUUCAAGGGACACCAACCACUGGCUUUAUAAAAGCCAUGUUGCCAUUUUCAGAGAUCUAAUUGAUAAGAUUAACGAGUCAUCUAAGUUCAUGGAGACACUGCAGAGUAUGGAGAGGUCGAUUUAGAAGGAGGAAGAUCCAUUUAGGAGAAUAAGAUGGCUUGAAAGUUUCAACCUCAAAGAUGAAGAAGCCGAUGAAAGGUAUGAGUAUUAUGUAUGUGAUGUGGAUGCAGAGCACUUAUUUGGUUUACAUCCUGAGGAAAAGGAAACACUAGAAGCAGCAUUUUUGACGGUGAAAUCUGAGUUCUGUAAGCAAGUGUUGUUGGAGGAUGUACUUCCUAUGUACAGGUUGCUGCUGGAGAAGUACAGGAUAGUGAGGAAGCAAUAUUUAAAUGGAAUGCUUUCGCUGCACCGUGACUUGGAUUAGAUUGAAAGUAUUGUUUUGAUCUCUCGGCCCAAUCAUGAAUGACCUUUUAACCUUUUUUCUAACUCUCAUCUCGCUCUAACCCUUUCCUUUCAAAAGUUUCAGUUUACGUCCUGAACUUUCCAAAUGUUACAUGUCACUUCACCUUGGUCGUUCACCUGCGUUUGCCUCACAAUAGCAUGAACCAUCAUACCAUCUAGCGACUCACCUUACUUGAAUGGGAUAAAUGUUCUGUAGGCUCAUAUACAUGAGUCCUUGACUCCUAAGUCUAGAAUCCAGAUCCUUAAAGUAAGCCUGUCUUUUAAUCACCUUUUUGCCCUUCAUACUCUAUUUCCCUUAUGGCAUAGAUUGGAGCUUAAAGGAUUUGGAGGAGAAAUGAUUUCGGAUGAGGUUUGGUUUUUCUUUUUUAUACAAAACUUUGAUAAUUAUGUAAUCUGAUGUAAUUACAUGCAUUUUGUUUCUUCUUUCUUUCUUUCUUAUUCUUCUUCUUCUCUUUUCAUUUUUUGGUUGCUGCCCCCCAACACAAACCUCCAUAAAUUUAGCCGAAAGUGGCGUAGGGGGCUUCUGUUUGACUCGUGAGGCAAUGAGGACGGUUCCUGAGGCUGACAGCAUUGGAAGAUCGGUGAGAAGCAAAAGAAAUUGCUAGAAGAGCUUUGACGACGAUGACUGAUGAGAGAAAAGUUAAAUAAUGCUUGAAUUGAAUUUCAAAAGAGGGAUUUGGAUCUUAUAGAUCCGAGACAUUGUUAGGGUUUAUUGGGUAAGAAGAAGUGGGGCCAAACAAAAAAGAAGAAAAGAAGGAAACAAUUGCUUUGCAAGAGAAAGCGCGAGGCUGGAGAUUUCAUGAAGGUCCUAAAGAGGAGCCCUUGAUCAGUUGUGUUAUCUGGCAGCAAUUGGGAUCGAGUUAAUGAGCCUGAACUGUUAAAUAGGACUGAACCCAACCAAAGCCUAAGUUUAUUAUGUUUGACCGUGGAAGACCUUUUGAAUAUUACGUUGAUUAA